Gongylonema pulchrum is the source of this 234-nucleotide messenger RNA. Lineage: Eukaryota; Metazoa; Nematoda; Chromadorea; Rhabditida; Gongylonematidae. The record is from the annotation of a GenBank genome assembly.
GUUUCGGCGAAUGUUUUGAUGCCCCAGUCACCACUGGCUGAAGCAGGUUCCAGUUCACCGUCGGCUCCAACAUCACCAACACCUCGUAGUACGGACACCGAAAUGAAAGAAGGCGACACUACGGCUAACUUCUCGCGCAGCCAUGAAAUUGUGGAACUGAUGAAAAAUAUUGAAGCAUUCACGGGCAUUCCGAAAAACCCCGAGAAAGGUGUUGAUUUUACUUUACGCCUCUGA